AUGGCGGUGUUAAGAAGAAGAUGGUGGUUUUGCAUCGGGGUGUUCCCCCUCGUACUGGCUGUGGUGUGCGCGCAAAGUGUCGGUGUAAAUGAUCCGAGCAAUAUGCCUUUGGUUAAAGAGACCGUGGAUAGGCUGUUGAAAGGUUAUGAUAUACGACUGAGGCCAGAUUUUGGAGGUGCACCGGUGGGAGUGGGCAUGAAUAUAGACAUCGCCAGCAUAGACAUGGUGUCAGAAGUCAAUAUGGACUACACUCUGACCAUGUAUUUCCAGCAGGCCUGGCGAGAUAAGCGCUUGUCCUAUUCGGAGAUUCCCCUCAACCUGACCUUAGAUAACCGCGUGGCAGACCAGCUGUGGGUGCCUGACACCUACUUCCUCAACGACAAGAAGUCUUUCGUCCACGGUGUCACUGUGAAAAACAGAAUGAUCCGUCUGCACCCAGACGGCACUGUGCUUUACGGUCUGAGGAUCACCACCACUGCUGCUUGUAUGAUGGACCUCCGAAGGUAUCCGUUGGAUGAGCAAAACUGCACAUUGGAGAUUGAAAGUUAUGGCUACACAACAGACGACAUUGAGUUCUACUGGCGAGGAGGCAACAAUGCGGUAACGGGUGUGGACAAGAUUGAGCUGCCACAGUUCUCCAUCGUCGAUCACAAGCUCAUCUCUAAGAAUGUUGUCUUCUCAACAGGAUCUUAUCCACGCCUGUCUUUAAGUUUUAAGCUGAAGAGAAAUAUUGGAUAUUUCAUCCUGCAAACAUACAUGCCUUCAAUCCUGAUCACCAUUCUCUCCUGGGUCUCCUUUUGGAUCAACUACGACGCAUCUGCUGCCAGGGUGGCUCUGGGUAUUACCACUGUGCUGACCAUGACUACAAUCAAUACCCAUCUGAGAGAAACUCUCCCCAAAAUCCCCUACGUCAAAGCUAUUGACAUGUACCUCAUGGGUUGCUUCGUCUUUGUCUUUCUGGCUCUACUGGAGUACGCAUUGGUCAACUACAUCUUCUUUGGACGGGGUCCGCAGCGUCAGAAAAGGGCAGCAGAGAAAACCGCUAUAGCCAAUAAUGAAAAGAUGAGAAUGGAUCCAAAUAAGUGGCUGGUGGGUAGUGUGGUUGGCCGAGAUGACACCUUGUAUGCGAGGAUGAAACAAAGGGAUCUCGAUGGUCAUGACUCAAUGUGGGAACCCAUCUUUAUGGAUGAUGCAGCCAUCGGACUGGGCGACCAAAAAAAUAAGGCCGUGACAAAAAGUUUCUAUCUUCAACAGAUGGACCCCCAUGAAAACAUAUUGCUGAGUACUUUAGAUAUUAAGAACGACAUGGGAAUUUCAGAGCUGGCUUUGGGUCUCAAUGACCCGCGGAACACCAUGUUAACGUACGACAGCUCCACCCUGCAAUACCGCAAAGCAGGACUAGCCCGCCACAACUUUGGCCGAAACACGCUGGAGCGUCACAUGACGAAGAGGAGUCGACUAAGGAGGCGCACCUCGCAGCUCAAGAUUAACAUUCCAGACUUGACUGAUGUCAACUCCAUAGACAAAUGGUCGCGGAUGAUCUUCCCAACUGUCUUCUCCUUUUUCAACAUUGUCUACUGGCUUUAUUAUGUCAAUUAA
Nerophis lumbriciformis (worm pipefish) is the source of this 1599-nucleotide messenger RNA. The record is from RefSeq and is a predicted model, not a curated record. Lineage: Eukaryota; Metazoa; Chordata; Actinopteri; Syngnathiformes; Syngnathidae.